Messenger RNA from Paramuricea clavata, 3786 nucleotides. The record is from the annotation of a GenBank genome assembly. NCBI's taxonomy places the organism in Eukaryota, Metazoa, Cnidaria, Anthozoa, Malacalcyonacea, Plexauridae.
UCGCCAGACGUUGACUACAAGCCCUUGAAUCCAGACGAUGUAAAACUUCCUCCUCCCCAGCCUCCUAGUGAGAGAUUAAUUGCCGCGGUCGAAGCAUUUUACAGUCCUCCAAGUCACGAAAGACCACGGAAUAGGUGAGUGCCUCCUUGCCUUCGCCCUUUUCCGCCUGCGCUCCUUCGCCCAGCGGCUCCGCUCGUGUUCUAAGAUCCGCCAUGUAAAGUGUUGUGAAAUGUAUCUCAAUACUAAUCGUAUUAAUCAUAGCAUAGUUAAUAGAGGAGAUGGUUUGGAAACUCAUUAGCAUUACAAUAAACCUCACUAUGUAUGUUUUUGUUCAGGUUUAUGCACAAAUGUGGUCUUUCAUCGUCACGUGCGUAUUGUAUUUUUGCUCAACCAACCAGUAGCAACGGUUUUGUCCAAUUGCCCAUCCAUGACUUUAACAAUAGGACAUUUUGAACAUUCCUAUUGGUUCACUUGAGAAAAAUACAAUACGCACGUGACGAUGAAAGACCACAUUUUUGCAUAAACCUGAACAACAUAGAUAAUGAGGCUUAUUGUGAUUUUAUUGUAAUACUAACGAGUUUCCAAACCAUCUCCUCUAUUAACUAUGAUCAUAGUCAACAGAAGCCUCUGCGGAGGAGCGAGGGUGAGUGCAGUUACCAUAAAACUCUGAGUGUAAUAAGCUGCGAUGAUCUCAACUACUUCAAUAGUUACAAAAACGUCGAUAUUUCUAGCGUUUCGUCAGGAGAGAGUAGCCGUAAUGUUGUAGGGUUUAUUGAAUGCUGGGUUUGGUACAUAAUCCAAGUGAACAUAUAUUCUUUGCUUGCACAUGACGUCACUACGUGUAAUUAGGCGCCAUCUUGGUUGAUUUUAAAGUUUUGUCCAGCCGUUUACAUCGAAUUAAAUAGUUGAGUUACUUUAAUAUUUUUGGUUUGUUUUGAAAAGAUCUUACUGUAUUAUGGGUAGUUUACGAUUUCUGACACAAUACGACAAAGAAUGAAGAAUAAUUAUAUAGAUUUUUAGUUGCCACGAAAAUCAACCAAGAUGGCGUCGAUUGUAAAAACGAACAAUACCGCUAUUUCAAUUAAGGUUUUUCCCGAAAGGCUUUUUGAGAAUCGCUAUAAAAAAUUCGCAACCUUUCCUUGUUAGGUCUUAAAUUAUAUAUAUAUAUAUAUAUAUAUAUAUAUAUAUAUAUAUAUAUAUAUAUAUAUAUAUAUAUAUAUAUAUAUAUAUAUAUAUAUAUAUAUAUUUAUUUAAAUAGAAUUAGGUUUCGUUGUUUACAAAGACAUUUGGCAGAGUGCUCAAUGGAUAUCCAGAGCAUAAUUAAAUAAGUGCAACGACUCAACAAAUUCCACUUUAGGCAUCUUUAUUACUAUUAGUUUCGUACCACAAGAUGUGGCACUCAUCAGAUAAAUUAGCCUUAUAUAUAUAUAUAUAUAUAUAUAUUCUAACAGAAUUUUGGAUAUACAGCGUUACAUUAUUCUGUAGAUAGACCGAAUCUUCAGUUUAGUACUUGCAUGGUAUGUUUAUGUAAAUACCACAACUCGGUCACUAACUUGUUUAGCCUAGCCUUCCAACAACUCAAAUGUAUAGGGUCUGGGAUAUACUAUCCACAUUGAAUCAUUUGAAGAUAAAAGACAUGACAUAUAAGAUUCACAAAGCAAAUUUCAGUUACUAGAAUAUCAAAUCUCUCUUCUCUAAAUUCCAUGAUUUUUCUUCCAAUGUCUUGCUUAUAUUUUAGAGAAAAGGGAAUUUGACUGGGGGGGCUAGUUAAAAAAGGUCCUGACAAAAAUCCUACACCAAUUUCCACCCCCUUUCCAAUCGUAGAUUACCGCGAUUCCCAAUGACACAUCAACACACCCAGUUAGAAUAUACUUUAUUUAUGGCAAUAAAUCUACUGUACAUUUGUACUCUAGCUUAUUUUGGUGUUUUACAUAAUAUUCUAGCUUGUUUUGGUGUUUUACAUAAUAUUCUAGCUUAUUUGGGUGUUUUACAUCACAUCUACUAUGCAACCGGAAUGGAAGGGCGAUACGGAAAGAGAGCGCUUACCGCAAUCUGCUAUGUGAUGCCCACGUGCAAAUAAUACUAAUUUAAUAACUAUUUACAUAAUCGUUAUUCACAAUGUUGUGAGACUAAAACUUUUAUAAUUAUCCUGCAAAUAAUGCAAUAUUGAAAUGGUGGACGAAGUGGUACAAAACAUUGUAGCAAUUUCUGGAAUGCUGCCUACACUGGUUUAAGCCUAAUUCACACUAGCAAUUCUGUCGCCGAUUUUUCCUGGCGGAUGUGACUGAAUGAGUGACAUGCAAAUGUAUACUUCCAAACAAGGAUUCCAUACUUUUUGUAAAAUCUUUACUGUCGAUGCAAUGGAAGUGUUGAUAAAAUAUUGCACCAAUUCCUUUCCUCAAGUUGAUCAAUUCAUUUGAUAGAAAAUUGAUCAAAUUGAUUGUUACUUUUAAAUGAGCCAAUUAGAUUUCGUUUCAGAACCGAUUGACGAAUAGGAAACGCAAAGGAAGUAAAAAGAAAUUUGAAUUCGUAUGAAUUGAUCAACGUGAGGAAAUGAAUUCAUGCAAUAUUUUGUCAACACUUCCAUUGCAUCGACAGUAAUACUAAAAGACUUUUGAAUAUUUGACACUGGCUAGUGUUUUUAAUUUAGCCAGUAUCAUAUAUUCCAAAGUCUUUUAGUAUUAAAGAUUUUACAAAAUGUGUCUAUUCCUGGCUGCAAUUUUACUGUAUUUCGUAUUAUAAACAAGGAUUCCAUACUUUUGGCUGCAUGUUCACUCAUUCGCAACUGUCAGGGAGAGAAGGUCGCCGGCAAAAUUUCUUAGUGUGAAGCAGGAGGCCUAUAAUGUCUUUAUUGUGUGAAUAUAUGUAAGGCCCGUUUCAGACGGCGUACUCUUCAUGUGCCGAACCAUCCUCGUCCCCAGGGCCUCUCGGCCGCGUGCGUCCUCCCUAGGCCCUGGGACACACGGAACCGGAAGUGCAAGAAAACUUGCAGUAGUUUCUAAAGCGCAUGCUCUUGAAUUGGGACACUUUAGCACCCGUAAGAAUUUUCACAGUGAAGUAUUAAGAAGAAACGAAGUAUUUGUGUUGACAUAUGUUGACAGAAUAAUUUUGCCCAGCGAAAACUGCUCAACUUCUGCGAAAUGGCAGUUCUCUGAGAAGCCAAUCAGAUCUCUUCCUUUAGUCGUCUAUCCCAGAGACUAAUUUUCAACGAGUGACCGAGUGAAAAUGGCUCUGGGGACGAGAAUGGUGCCGAACUUAAUUGUAUUAGAUGCGACACAAGAACGGCAGUGAUUCAAACGGCGUACCAAAUACAAUGUUAUUGACAAGGUCUGGGCGCAUUCGCCAGCGAAACCUCAAUAAAAUUCAAAAUAAAUAAGUUUAUUUUUAGACUAAAGUUGAGUUAGGUUUGGCACAUGAGUGGAGCGGCGUAUGAAUCAAUGUCGCUCCAACGUCGCAUAAUGCGACAAGCUCUGCCGAACUUGUGUCGGACUCAAACCGUUUCAAUUUGCCGUACUUAAUUGAUUCAUACGCCGCUCUUCUGCCGUACCUAAUUCAUCAAUUAAGUUCGACACAUGAAGAGUACGCCGUCUGAAACGGGCUUAACUCUUUUUAUAUAUGAUAUUCUGUAGUGAAGGUUGGGAGGCUGGCGCUCUUCACGAGUUUUACAAGACGAAAUUAAAUUUCAUUAAAGAACGAGAAAUUCGUGAAAAAGUGGAGAAAGUAAAAGAAAUGGCGAAGAAACAUCUUCAACCAAUACAAGAAAAUACAGAUGAAGAAAAAAGGUAA